AUGGCGCCCAUCCUCAACUUCCACGCCGGCUCGCUGCCGAGCUUUGCCCUCAGGCUCAAAGCAGACGACAACCUUGAGUCCCUCAAGUCUCGAGCUGCGAAGAAGAUCCGGCUGCAGCUCUCGGACGGCAUCCCCCUCGUCAUGAAGUACGGCUGGGGCGCUGAAAGCUACACCCUCGAGGACGGCGAUGACUUCGACAUCUUUCUCGAGCGCUUCGGAAACGAAAAAGAAGCCGAUCUCUACCUCGAAUCGCCCGAGAUUCCUUCGCGCAGUGCUGCUGAUUCGGAUGAUGGCACCAUCGAGCAGGCGCCCAAUGUCCCCGUCGUCGACGAGUCUACCUUGGUCCACAGGACGCCAGGUCGAGGCAAAGGCGGAGCAAUCAGCAUCCACCGCGUGCAGGCUCCCACGAUCGCAUCGGUCGAUGAAUUCACCGAGGCCGGCGGAGUCAGCGCCGGCGGCCGGGACUCGAUCCUCUACCCGCCUCCGCGCGAGCCAGCCGCUCAGCCUGGCUUCAGCAAGCCCGUCGUCCCCGAGUAUCCUUCGUCGACUUCGCAGCAGCAGUUCGACGCCGCCAGCGUCCGCACUAGCAAGACGAAAAAGACAACCCAGACGGCCGCCUCGAGCACACCGUCGCACAAGAUUGCCUUCCAGGAAUUCCACUCGCAGCUCGGCGUCCGCCUCCUCAAGGGCAGCAUCGGACCCGUUCAGGACGUUCCAAUGAUGCUCAAGUCGGGGUACCGACACGUCUACGUCAGCCGCAGCUUUGCUCUGACGCACGGAUUCAUCCCCAAAGAUACGACGCCCGGCACGUACGGCUUCAACGGCAUCACCAACCUCGGCAAGUGGCCCGUCCAGGUGGGCUCCAAGGCAGUCCCGUGCACCGUGAUGCUCGCCGAGGACAGCUACUUCCCCGUCAUCCUUGGCCGCAGCUUCAUGGAGAAGCGAGGCGUGCGCACCGAUCCCGUCGACAUGACCUCGGUCACCUUUAUGGACAAUGGCGAGCGCGCCGACGUGGAGGUCGUCGUGGUCCGCGACGAGCACGGCGAACCCGUUCCGAUCCCUUGA
Molecule: messenger RNA, 1065 nt
Organism: Pseudozyma flocculosa PF-1
Lineage: Eukaryota; Fungi; Basidiomycota; Ustilaginomycetes; Ustilaginales; Ustilaginaceae
Exons: 5
Coding region: 1-1065 (354 amino acids)
Source: RefSeq, a predicted model, not a curated record